CCCAAAUCUCCCAUGGCUUCUUCCCCUCCCCAGCCACUCACCCGCACCGUCCUCGCCGCUACCCUGCUCCUCCUCUUGCACAAUGCCGCCGCCAGAGCCGACGGCGCGUCGCCGGCGGUGAACCCAUUCACGGCGAAGGCGGCAUUCAUCCGAUACUGGAACCGCAAGGUGCCCAACAACCGCCCGCACCCGGCCUUCUUCGUCGCCAAACUCUCCCCGCUCCCGGCCGCUGACUCCGCCUCCUUCCCAUCCGCGCUGCCCGACAUCCGCGCCAGCCUACCCGCGCUCUGCACCAAAGCCGCGCUCCUCUGCCCCGGGCCGGCUACUACUGAUGCGGCGUCGCUGACAUCGGGCCGCAGGGGCGGGGGACCUUUCAAGGGCUACAACAACGCCAACUUCUCCAACUACGGCACCGGCGGCGUAGCGGGGACCGACUCGUUCCAGAAGUACUCCCCGGACCUCAACAUCGCCGCCGACAGCUUCCGCCGCUACGGCCGGGACUCGUCGGGACGCGCCGACAGCUUCACCUCUUACGAGGCCGACGGCAACGUCGUGACCGCCAACUUCACCUCCUACGCCGGCGGCGCCACGGGUGGUUCGGGCUCCUUCGCCGCCUACGCCGCCGAGACCAACGUCCCGGACUCCACCUUCACCAACUACGACGCCGCCGCCAACGGCCGCGGCCGGAGCUUCGCGUCCUACUCCCAGGAGGCGAACCAUGGGGAGAACGGCUUCUCCGGCUACGGCAAGAACGGCAACGGCGUGCGCGAGACGUUCAAGUCCUACGGCAAUGAGUCCAACGUGCUGGCCUCCGGCUUCGCCAACUACGGGCAGUCCGCCAACGGCGCCACGGACACCUUCACGGGCUACGGCGUGGAGGGGAACGUCCCUGAGAACAGGUUCCGGAGCUACGGCGCCGGCGGCAACGCUGGCGUCGACACCUUCAAGAAUUACCGCGACGACGGCAACGUCGGCGACGACAGGUUCACCUCCUACGCCAAGGGCGCAAACGGCGGCGCGGCGGAGUUCCAGAGCUACGGCAACUCGGCCAACCCGGGCAGCACCAUCUUCAAGGGCUACGGCGAGGGCACCAACCCCAACCACCACAUUGGGUUCAAGGAGUACGCCGGCGAGAACAACACCUUCAAGGGCUAUGCCAAGAGCGGUGUGGACUUCAAGGGGUACCACAACACCACCGUCUCCAGCUCCACCGCCGCGGUGCUGACGGUGUCGGCGGAGGCAGCGGCAUCGAUGCAUCACGAGCACCUGAAGUGGUCGCCGGAGCCCGGGAAGUUCUUCAGGGAGCGGGAGCUCGUGGCCGGGAACCGAAUGCCGAUGCCGGACAUCAGGGACAAGAUGCCGCCCAGGGCGUUCCUGCCCAGGGCCAUCGCCGCGAGGAUACCGUUCGAGCCCAACGCCGUGUCGGAGGCCUUCGGGCUGCCCCUCGACACGGCGCUGGGGAAGGCCGUGGCGUCCACGGUGGCGGAGUGCGAGCGCGCGCCGAGCAAGGGCGAGACGAAGCGGUGCGCGACGUCGGCCGAGGACGUGGUGGACUUCGCGGUGGAGGUGCUGGGCGACGACAUCGUGGUGCGCAGCACGGCGUCCACGGCGGGCGGCGGCGGGCGCGUCCAGCUGGGCGCCGUGGCCGGCGUGGACGGCGGCAGGGUGACGCGGUCCGUGUCGUGCCACCAGAGCCUGUUCCCGUACCUGGUGUACUACUGCCACUCCGUGCCCAAGGUGCGGGUGUACGAGGCCGACAUCCUGGCCGCCGAUGGCUCCGGCUCCGGCGAGAAGAUCAACCGCGGGGUGGCCAUCUGCCACCUGGACACGUCCGACUGGAGCCCGGCGCACGGCGCGUUCGUGGCGCUCGGCGGCAAGCCCGGCGAGGUGGAGGUGUGCCACUGGAUCUUCGAGGGCGACAUGACGUGGACAGUCGCGGACUGAUGGAGUGAGUGACGUUCCUCUCUGCCUGCUUGCAAGAGCACACGACUAAGAAGAACUACUAAGAAGAAUUAUUUUCUCCCUCUCUCUUUCUCUCUCUCGCAAAUUAUUAUUUUUGUCCACUCCUUUCUCGAUCUACCUUAUAUGACGAAGGUGGUAAGAAUUGGUCCAGGAGAAAAAAAAAGGUUUGGCGAACGAUGAGAAUGUUGUAAACUGUAAAUCUUGGGUAGGGGAAUAGCUGGCGAUGUGAUUGCCUUGGAUCAAAUCGCUGCUGUUGUUGUCAUGAUGGUGGUGCAAACAAAGGGAGUUUCUGUUAUUCCAAAACAAAAGCUUGGUGAAAUUUCAUUUCAGCAGUAUAAACUGUAAAGUGGGUGUGCUUCAAGUACGCCGUGUCAUUUUCGGUGUGUGUGUGUAUGUAUGUAGCGGAUCUCGCAGAAGCAAAUAGUUCCUUCCACGGCCUCAUCUCAGAGGAAAAGCGAGCAGCUUGUUGU
Zea mays is the source of this 2432-nucleotide messenger RNA. RefSeq lists its product as uncharacterized. The record is from RefSeq and is marked provisional. The transcript has a single exon. Bases 13 to 1944 code for a protein of 643 amino acids. Lineage: Eukaryota; Viridiplantae; Streptophyta; Magnoliopsida; Poales; Poaceae.